Molecule: messenger RNA, 480 nt
Organism: Vigna angularis (adzuki bean)
Lineage: Eukaryota; Viridiplantae; Streptophyta; Magnoliopsida; Fabales; Fabaceae
Exons: 2
Coding region: 1-480 (159 amino acids)
Source: RefSeq, a predicted model, not a curated record
AUGAAGAUGAUUCUGGAAGGGAGUGAGACUCCUAUUAUUUGGGAAGUGUUCAGGACAAAGUUUUACACUGAGUACUUCCCUGAUAGUGUAAGGUAUGACAAGGAGAUUGAAUUUCUCCAGCUAGUGCAAGGAAGUAUGCCCGUGACUGAGUAUGCAGACAGAAAGUUUGAGAAUGGCCUAAGAGAAGAUAUCAAGCUAUGGGUGAAAGGGCUGCGUAUCAAGGAGUUCCCUACCUUGGUAGAGAUGGCCCGUGUGAUGGAAAAGACCAAGACGGAAGCUGAAGGGCAACAGAGUCAGCUUGUUAGAAGUGGAGGACCAUCUAGGUCCCGUGGUGGAUUUAGUUCCAGGAGGGCUCCUUACCCUAGACCGUCACCAUCUUCUGGGUCUAAGGUUUCAUCCUCCCAACCCUCGGUGCACUCAGGGCAGUCUAGCCAAACAGGAGGGUUGCGGUGCUACAAAUGUGGAGGGCCACAUCUAUAG